Molecule: messenger RNA, 2610 nt
Organism: Talaromyces proteolyticus
Lineage: Eukaryota; Fungi; Ascomycota; Eurotiomycetes; Eurotiales; Trichocomaceae
Exons: 1
Coding region: 49-2178 (709 amino acids)
Source: RefSeq, a predicted model, not a curated record
GGCUGCAAGAAUGUGUCUCUAAAAUAUCACAUCAUCCCCUACCUUACAAUGUUUGGUCUGCAAUUCGAUGUAGCAAAUGAGAACAGGAACGGGGUGCCUGUGGCCAAGGAGAAACUCGCUUUGAAAAGCCUCUACACUUACCGUUGUCGACACCAUCGACGUCGUCCUUACCUGACAACUUCAUUGAUGCGCCGAGACUCAGAUUCGGAGCCAACCCACGAACUCGUUAUACUAUGUCACAAAUUAGGAAUUUGGACUGAUACAGCUUGGUGUACAACACCUGCAGGACGGUGUUUUCGACGACGCGGCUACGUUUCCAUGAGAGUCCCACACGGUGCUCCAGAAGUCUGGGUAGUUUUUGAUCGGCUAUGGAGAUCUAAAAAUUGGCUUGGGUCUCCGAGUGAUCGACCUACUCUUGACAGCAGAAAAGACGGAAGACUCUGGGAACACGAGGAAGUGGGCUUUCACGGUGAACCUCUAGGCACUGGCGAUGGGCCCGGCAAUAAGGAAGGAAAAUUUGUACCGACUCAUUUACGUCAGAGCCAUAAAGCAUUUGUCGAGAAUAUUAAAUGUGAUAGAUGCUCCGAACCAAUAGGCGAAAGAUGUGAGCAAUGUAGUGUGCUCAUGCACUGCGUCGGAUGUCGAAAAACACUGUGUGCAAGCUGUGCGUACAGUUGGCGGUAUGCCAAAGAUGCAAUCCCCCCUAUUCCAGGCCUACCUACCUCUCAGUCUCUAUGGUGGGCCCCGGGCUCUAACACCUCUCCAUGUAUUAUGCAUGAUCCCAAUCCAGAUGCGGAUAAUAACAAUCCUCCCAACCCUGCUGCACCUGGUCAAUAUCCAAACUUAGAGUUUUCCUGGUGUUGCACGGAGCCGAUUUUUUCAGGAGGUGGAGGUAUCAGUAUCGGCACGACGACACGUGAUGUUGAUUUGGUUCGAGCAGUCCCUUUACCCAAAGGCCAAGGUUGGGAAGAUCCAGAAUACUCGAACAAUUCGUGGAUCGAUAGCAAACGUCAGGCAUCAGAAGUCGGUCACGCCGAACUGUUGCGACAGCUUCUUGGGCCACCGAAUCGCCAGGUGUCGAGCUGCCCUAGAAAUCUGUGCAAGGAAUGUUAUGAAUCACCUCGAUGGAGUGUCGAGUGUCAAAGCUGCUUGAAACCUCUGUGCAAGGAACACGACCUCCGCGGACUACGCCUACGAAUUUGCGGAUACCGAGACCUCGCUCUUGAAAAGAUAACAUUACAGAGCCAGCAAGCGUCUGCUAUUGGAAAGACAGGGAUUUCCUUUACGAUGUCUAACAACAAUGGGCUAUCGACAAGGACACGUACGAAUCUCCUAGCACCUUUUCAAUCUCAACCACCCCAGCCAAUUGCUAUCAAUAUGGACCGAGACUCCCCAUCCGCCUCCAGUAGUGUUGCUGGGGACCAUUUUGCUCCAGGAGUAGGCGGAAUGCACCCUGCAGUCUUACAAGACUUCAUCCAAGCUCAACACCAAGCUGAAGACGGUUCAAUGACAGGGCCGCAAGCAGGCCAAAGCCAGUCUCCAACCACCUCGAACCUGUCGCGAUCAUCAUCACGUUCCUCUGUGUACUACGACGCAGCGGCUGAAAUUAGUAGAUGGCAAGGCUGUCGAUCGUACUUCUGUCCCCAAUACAGGCCUAUCGGUGACCAACGACAACGCUGCAACAGUGUGCUACGUGAAUGCACCAACUGCUCCAUAUACGUGUGCCAAGAUUGCGUCAACAAGAAUCCGCCAUGCCCAUGUUCGUAUUGCGAUGCUAACUAUCAUUGCCCCAACUGCUUAAAGCUGCGAGAAGAGGACGGCACAUGUCGACGAGUCGAGGAAGAGCGAGCCAAGAAGGAGGAAAAGUGGAAACGAGAUAUGGAAAUGCUGGAGGAUAUUCUUGACCGAAAACUUGCAAAUGAAGUUGCUGGGUUCGCUGGUGAAUUCAUGGAUUUGGUUCAUGACGGUGAUCAUGUUGAGUCUCUCGAUCUGCAGACCUCCUUGACCCCAUUACCACUCGCUAGUCAAUCCCAUGGCAAUGCGCAAGGCCAAGUGGCGCCAGCCCCGAUACAGCUCCAGAUACAGUCACACGCUGCAAACCAUGAUGGUCAAUCAUUCCACCAUCACAAUUCCGACGACGAGGUCCUGGAUGAAACCGUCACACCGAUUGCCGAUUGACAAUCCUUUUCUCUGAGGCUGGCAUCUUCCUCGUACUGUUGACAAGCCAUGAGCCGCCACUAGCGGUUAGCAACAGUCUGCAUACAUCAUCCAUUCAUCGUCGACAUUUUUCUUAGCAUAUCACACGGAAAGGUUGGGUUAGGUUCGGUUCAAACGGUGUUUAUUCAAAGCUGCUGCAUCUCGGCGUGAUAAGGGACAUGAACAAUUAGCAUCUAGCAAGGCGGUUUUUUUUUCUUCAAACACUAUAUCUUUCCUUUAUAUUUUUUUCUUUCGUAUCAUGUUCCCCAUGGGUGGAGUUAGUUCGGGGUGUUUAUUCAGUGAUGAUUUUUAUUCCAUACAGCUUGAGACAAGGUAAGAUAUCCCAUAAUAACAUUGAAUUUAAUAGUUCGAAUAUGGCAUUGAACUUGAUAGUAUAAUGCCAAUUUCAGUAUA